AUGCCGAGGAAGAGCAAGAACAAGAACAAGUUCAAGCCCCUCGACUUGUCGGCCGUCGGCGGCUACGAUGGCGGCUCCGACACUCGGUCGGACCGUGGUUCGCAGCACGGCGGUUCGCAGCAUGGGGGCUCUCAGCCUGAGGGCUCCCAGUCGGGCACACCUCGUCGCCCCACCCGUUCCCGAGCUGGCUCCGGCUCGUCGACCCACUCGAGGACUUCGCAGCAGUCCUCCCACGAGCAGACGCCUUCUCAGCCGUCUACUCACCAGCGGACGCCUUCUCAAUUGUCCACUCCCCGGCGGGUCCCUUCUGGUCCUUCUGGUGGGUACUUCCCGCCCGAUCCGGUUAUUGUUGUGCCCCACCCGGGCAUGCUCGGGGCCGUUGUGAGGCCACCUCAGGUUUAUCCUCCUGAGAUGACUUAUGACUCUCUGGAGGACCCUCGUCCCAUACCUGUUGAUCCUGCGCAAGUGGCCGCAGAUGAGAAGAAGGCCAAGACUCGACGUCUUGAUCUUCCACCCGAGGCGUAUGCAGAGAUCGGCAAGACUCCUCGAUUUGCCCCACGCCCGGGUCUCAACACUACUGGACAGGCAUGCCGUGUCCAAGUGAACUCGUUCCGUGUUGAGACUAUUACUCCUCACGUUGUGCACACUUACGACAUCCAAGUCUCGCCUCCUCCCACGAGCCUCGUCGUCUACAAGAAGCUGUGGAACUCGGAGCCUGUCCAGCAGACUUUGAGCAAGUACACCAACCUCUGGAUUCAUGACGGCAACCGGCUUGUCUGGUCCAGGAACAACGCCAAGGAUGGCAUCCGACUUCAUGUCGAUCUCGAUGCUGAGAGCGGCCAGGACCCUCGCACUUCCAAGGGCCUGAACAGGUUCCAAUUUACCUUGAAGCGCUCGGGACAUGUCGACCUCACCGUCUUGAAGGCCUACCUGGAGCGGAAGUGCGACUGGAGCGAGAAGGUUCUCGAGGCCAUGAACUUCCUCGACCAUGCUCUUCGCGACGACCCGAGCAAGCGUCUGGUGGCCAUUGGCCGCAACUACUACGACGAGACCUUCUGGCACAAGUCGUUGGACAAUUGUAUCGAGGCUGUGAAGGGCAUUUACGCCGCCUUCCGCCUGGGGAACAACCUGAGCGUCAAGGGCUGCACUGGCCUGGCAGUGAACGUCGACGUAACCAACACUGUCUUCUGGUCAGGCCAGGUCAUGGAGCAGGUGUUCCAGAACUUCUUGGGAAACCAAGACAAGAUGUACUACGGCAAGUCCAUGUUUGAGCUGUCGGACCUUCUCAUGGCGGUGAAGGAGCGCAACCCCAAGACCAAAGAGUGGGAGUUGCACAUGUCGCAGUGCUUCAGGGUUCUGCGCAAGAUGCACCGGCUCAAGUUCAACGUCCGUCACCGUGGCAAGAUGGAAGACAAGAAGCUGUAUACCAUCAAGCGCUUCGCUUUCGACCCUGAGCGCUUUGGCAGGGAGGGUGGACACGCCAAGAACUACACCUUCACGAUCAAGUCCACCGGAGAAGUGCGAUCGGUCUACGACCACUUCUUCAAGCAGUACAACAUCCGCCUCCAGUUUUGGCGACUGCCCCUCAUCGAGUCUACCCGGGGCGGAGCAUUCCCCAUUGAGGUUCUUGAGAUUCCGCGCUUCCAGCGGUACUCUUACAAGCUCGGCCCGGACCAAACGUCCAGCAUGAUCAAGUUUUCGGUGACUCGACCCAAAGAGCGACAAGCAGCCAUCAUGACCAACGUCAAUUCUCUUGGCUGGGACAAAGACCCGACCCUGGCCAACUUCGGCAUCCGCAUCUCGAAGAACAUGCCAGUCGUGAAUGCACGUGUCAUCGCGGCUCCCGAGAUCGAGUACAAGGGCUCGAGGGCCAAGCCCGGCACGUCGGGCCGCUGGGAUCUGAGAGGCAAGGUGUUCAUGAAGGCCAACGAGCGUCCACUGUGUGCAUGGGGCAUGGCAGUCGUUGAUAUGGAGGUUGAUGAAGCCUCCGCUCUGCGCUUCGCAGAUGCCUUUAUCAAGGCCUACAAGAGCCAUGGUGGCCGGGUCACAAACCCGAGGCCCUGCCUCCGGUACUCCGACUAUGGCGAUCCCAUGAAUGUGGUCUUCGACGGCAUCUAUGAGGCCACAUGCAAGCAGUUCAAGACCACUGUGCCUGACCUCAUCUUCUUCAUCUUGCCGGUCAAGGAGCAGUUUUCGUACGAGCGCCUGAAGAAGAACGCCGAGUGCCGGUAUGGCACCUUGACGCAGAUGGUGCUCCGUCAGCACGUUGUCAAGGCGUCUCCUCAAUACUGCUCCAACGUGGCCAUGAAGGUCAACUGCAAGCUCAAGGGCAUCAACUGCCGUACCGUUCCGCCCAAGGGCAUGAACACCUUCUUUGGAGCCCCGACCAUGGUCAUCGGUGCUGAUGUUUCGCACCCUUCCCCUGGUGCUGAUGAUCCGUCAUUCGCAGCAAUGACCGUGUCCAUGGAUAAGGAUGCAACCUUCUUCGCGGCCUCCUGCCAGACCAACGGCUUCCGCGAGGAGAUCAUUCGGCCUACCAACAUUGAGUCUAUGUUGACUCACGUCUUCCAGAAGUGGGUGAAAAUGUUUGGCACAGGCCCUCAACAGGUCUUCUACUUCCGUGAUGGUGUUUCUGAGGGCCAAUUCGAACAAGUCCUCUCAUACGAGACCCACCAGCUUCGAGAGAUGCUGCUCCGGGAGACUGGCGUCAAGCCAAAAGUCACCACCAUCGUGGCCACGAAGCGCCACCACAUCCGCUUUUUCCCGGAGCGCGGCGACCGGAACGGCAAUGCUCUGCCGGGAACUUUGGUUGAGACGGAGGUCACUCAUCCUUUCCAUUAUGACUUCUACCUCUGCUCGCACGUCGCCAUCCAGGGAACCGCCCGCCCUGUCCACUACCACGUUAUCGAGGAUGACGUGAAGAUGCCGGCUGAUCGUCUUCAGACCAUGAUUUAUCAGCAGUGCUACCAGUACCAGCGUUCUACUACGCCGGUGUCCCUGCACCCGGCAGUCUACUACGCCCAUCUUGCUGGAGCCCGUUGCCGUGCCCAUCAGGACAUCUCGAGCGACAUGAAGAACCCGUUCUACAUGGCGCCCAAGAGCUGGUUCGCAAAGCACGAUGAGACUAUGACCCCCAAGGUCGGUGACGACGCUCGCCCCAUCCUGCCUUUCGGCACUGAGAAGGCGGACCAGCGCAACGUGGAGUUCCUCAAGUACUCCAUGUGGUACAUCUAA
Messenger RNA from Thyridium curvatum, 3234 nucleotides. RefSeq lists its product as uncharacterized. The coding region runs from base 1 to 3234 and encodes 1077 amino acids. NCBI's taxonomy places the organism in Eukaryota, Fungi, Ascomycota, Sordariomycetes, Thyridiales, Thyridiaceae. Gene Ontology annotation, molecular function: protein binding; RNA binding. The record is from RefSeq and is a predicted model, not a curated record. The transcript has 3 exons.